Messenger RNA from Hibiscus syriacus, 1001 nucleotides. RefSeq names its product coiled-coil domain-containing protein 130-like. NCBI's taxonomy places the organism in Eukaryota, Viridiplantae, Streptophyta, Magnoliopsida, Malvales, Malvaceae. Gene Ontology annotation, cellular component: post-mRNA release spliceosomal complex; U2-type spliceosomal complex. Gene Ontology annotation, biological process: mRNA splicing, via spliceosome. The record is from RefSeq and is a predicted model, not a curated record. The coding region runs from base 201 to 1001 and encodes 266 amino acids. The transcript is spliced from 5 exons.
AUAUCGGUAAAGAGCCGAUAAUCAGGUUUGGCAAAAUCACAAUUUACGCUAUCCAACUCAGAAAAGUCGUCAUCUUCGUCGUCGUCGUCAGAAGAAGAAGAAGAAGAAAAAAAGAAGAUAAGAAAUUAUGUCUUCACUUGCAGCUGCUAGAGCUGAUAACUUUUACUAUCCUCCAGAAUGGGAUCCAAGUUAGGUUUGAAAUGCUUUUCAAUAUAUGGUGUGGUGGAUGCAAUUCUAUGAUUGCAAAAGGUGUACGGUUCAAUGCUGAGAACAAGCAAGUCGGAAAUUAUUAUUCUACUAAGAUAUGGAGCUUUAACAGGAAGUCUGGAUGCUGCAAACAUGAGAUAGUCAUUCAGACGGACCCAAAAAAUUGCGAGUAUGUGAUCAUUUGCGGGGCUCAGCGGAAAACUGAAAUGUUUGAUGUUGAGGAUACUGAGACAUUAGAACUCCCAGCUGAUGAAGAAAGAGGCAAGCUUGCAGAUCCAUUUUAUCGUCUUGCACAUCAGGAGGAGGAUUUGAAGAAGAAGAAAGAAGCUGAGCUAGUACUUGUUCGCCUUCAGCGUGUAUCUGAUGCCAGGCAUUCGGAUGACUAUGCCCUCAACAAAGCUCUACGUGCCAAACCUAUGUUUCUAAGCUUAAAUUGGUUUGUCAGUUACAUUAUUGUUAUGAACUUGCUCCCUAAUUUUACUUUCUGUUCUCAGAGUCAAACGAAGAGGGUUCUUGAAGAAGAAUCUGCAUCAAGGAAAUUGGGCCUAAGCAUUCGACUCCUUCCAGCAAGCGAAGAAGAUGGCGUUACUGCUUCAGGAGUCAAAUUUUCUUCCAAGUUUGAGAGAAACAGGAAAGAUAAGAGAGCAUUGAUUAAAGCUGCUUCAAUCUUCCCCAGAUCAUCUGGGUUGUCCUCGUCCAAUAAGAAGAGGUUGGAGCUGGAGUCCAAGAGAAGAAAAAUCUGUGCAGCUGCAGCUUCUAACUUGCUGACAGGGGGAUUCAAGCCAUCAUCAUGA